Messenger RNA from Sclerotinia trifoliorum, 1276 nucleotides. NCBI's taxonomy places the organism in Eukaryota, Fungi, Ascomycota, Leotiomycetes, Helotiales, Sclerotiniaceae. The record is from the annotation of a GenBank genome assembly.
CAGUUCAAUAUCUGGCAUUUUUCAAUUUCUAUCGAAUUUUCCCUGUGGGCUGAUCUUAGGCUGACUAAGUUCUCCAAAACUACUAACACGCUAAACCAAAUUCCGUUAACCUUCCCCUCCAAAGAAUUUUCCCACUAUCUCCCUUCAUCAGAAACCAUAUCCCACAAACUUAUCCCACAUACAACACAACACACCAUUUAUCUAAUUUCAUAUCAAACCCAAUCGUCAAUAUGAUUAUCUAUAAAGUAAGUUCUGAUUUAAUUUCUAUCUUCUAAUACGUCGGCAGAAUAUUCCGAAAGUUCGAAAUUCGUUCCAUUGUAUGGAGUGGAAGUUUACGAGAAAGAAAUCGAGAGAGAUGAUGAAUGAAAACUAAUUUUUGAACUUUUAUAGGACAUUAUCAGCGGUGAUGAGAUCAUCUCUGACUCAUACGACUUGAAGGAGGUUGAUGGUGUUGUUUACGAAAUCGACUGCAGCAUGAUCACUGUUGGCGCUGUCAGCGUCGGUACGUUCCAAAAUUACCCCGCCUGAAUUCGAUCGAGUCUUCGAGACAAUUUACAACCAAGAAAGAAUAACGAUCUAACAACAUUGGGUUACAGAUACUGGUGCCAACGCCUCCGCUGAAGAAGCUGAAGAGGGCGUCGAAGAUGGAGAACAAAAAGUCAACGACAUUGUUUCAUCUUUCCGUCUCAACUCUACCUCUUUUGAUAAGAAAUCUUAUCUCAGCCAUCUUAAGGGUAUGUCCCUUACUCUUAUGUAUCAGCAAAAGCAUCGAGACUAAUAUUAAUGUAUAGGAUACAUGAAGACUGUUAAGGAGAAGUUGAAGGUAGGAGGUGCUUCCGAAGAGGAGGUUACCAAAUUCGAGAAGGGUGCCGCUGCAUACGCAAAGAAGAUUGUUGGUGGUUUCAAGGAUUACGAUUUCUAUGUUGGUGAAUCUAUGGAUCCUGAUGGAAUGUAUGUUUUUCCUUUCUUCUUUCUAUACGUCAUAGACGAAAUCAUAUACUUACAUAUUUUGAUAGGGUCGUUCUCAUGAACUACCGUGAGGAUGGUGUUACUCCAUUCGUCACCGUCUGGAAGCAUGGUCUUUCCGAGAUGAAGGUUUAAGGGAAUGCAUGUUAGGGAUGUUGGGUAAAGGAAUAAAACACGCGCUUUGGUGUAAUCCACCAUAUGGACUCGCAUCGUCCGACUCGAUUUUUGAGAACUGAAUGCUAUCUACAAUAUCAAAAUACAAUGCAUCUAAAUGAAAUGAGAUGUUUCAUAUGAAAUUUUAGGUGAAGGU